Molecule: messenger RNA, 2986 nt
Organism: Myxocyprinus asiaticus (Chinese sucker)
Lineage: Eukaryota; Metazoa; Chordata; Actinopteri; Cypriniformes; Catostomidae
Product: brain mitochondrial carrier protein 1-like
Exons: 9
Coding region: 803-1663 (286 amino acids)
Biological process (GO): mitochondrial transport
Cellular component (GO): mitochondrial membrane
Source: RefSeq, a predicted model, not a curated record
UGGUUUAAAAUGAUUAAACUAAGUAAGUGUUAAGGGUCAGUGUUUAAACAAAGAUUUUGUAAGAAUGGUAAGAUUAAUUACUAAUGUCUUUUAAGUUCAUCCUGGAUUAACUGCAGAAGUUCACAUAGAUGCAUUGUCCUUUGUUAGUUGGCUGAUGAAGGGUUUGUUGGCAAUUAAUUGAUAGUCUGUGUAUUCCAUUAUAAGAGUGUAGUCCAUUAAAUUGAGGUGAUGCAGGCAGAGAUCAGUGAGGUGCAUUGCAGUUCAACUGGCCGGUAAUUUCGGUGAGGUCUAUCCUAAAUCCAAGGUUCAGGCAAUGGCAUAUGAUGUUGGCUUCAGUUCAUCCUCUGAAGUCCAUCGUAAUAGACUGAAGUGAUGUUUGACUGGCACCGACUGCAUUUAGUCGUCAUCAAUCAGAGACAUGUAGCAGUGGAAUCCAACACGAAGCAGGAAUGGAGCUGGAUCCAGCCGGUUCUGGUGAAUGGUACUUCAUUGUUUUGAUAUAAUUAAUUACUUGUUUUUACAAGGAAACUAUUAUAUUCAUCAUACUAAGUGGAAGUGAUUUAAAAAAGUCACGUUUCUCUCAAACUUCCGGGCGGGAACUUCCGCUUACCGCGAGUUGAGUUCCUGUUUGACCCGCAAGAUGGGAAACUGAAAGCUGUACGUGCGCUCCAUGAGUUUUACUGCGAAAGGUACAGCAAUUCUACAUGUGGUCGAGACGAUGGAGUCAGAAAUAAAAUAACAGAGGCGACGGAAGCGCCAGGUCUCAGUAGGACUCCAUCAAGCCGAGGGGGCCGCAACAGAAAUGGCAAACCUGAACUGGAAGCCGUUUGUCUACGGGGGAAUGGCCUCAAUUGUCGCAGAAUUCGGUACCUUCCCCAUUGAUCUGACAAAAACACGGCUGCAGGUUCAAGGGCAGACUCACUGUAUGGAGGUCCGCUAUCGGGGCAUGUUCCACGCUUUGUUCAGGAUUGGACGGGAAGAAGGCAUCCGGGCGUUAUACUCUGGGAUUUCCCCCGCACUGCUUCGUCAGGCUUCAUAUGGGACAAUCAAGAUUGGUACAUACAACACACUAAAGAAACUGUUUGUUAGUCAUCCUGAAGAUGAGACCAUGGUGAUUAAUGUGUUCUGUGGUGUAGUUUCUGGUGUUUUGUCAUCCUCUUUGGCAAAUCCUACUGAUGUGCUAAAGAUCCGAAUGCAAGCUCAAGGCAGUCUGUUACAAGGCAGUAUGAUGUCCAACUUCAUCAGCAUUUACCAGACAGAGGGCACUCGAGGCCUGUGGAGGGGUGUCAUUCCCACAGCACAAAGAGCGGCCAUUGUGGUGGGUGUGGAGCUACCGGUCUAUGACAUCACCAAAAAGCACCUGAUUCAUUCAGGGCUGAUGGGAGACACAGUCUUCACACAUUUCAUUUCCAGUUUCACAUGUGGUCUGGCAGGGGCUCUGGCCUCCAACCCAGUGGACGUUGUGAGGACACGUAUGAUGAACCAGCGCGUGCUUGCUGGUAACCCUAUGUACAAAGGUACCCUGGACGGACUCAUGCAGACCUGGAGAAAUGAGGGUUUCUUUGCCCUUUAUAAAGGCUUCUGGCCCAAUUGGCUGCGUCUGGGGCCUUGGAAUAUCAUUUUCUUUAUCACAUUUGAGCAGCUGAAGAAGCUUCCAUUGUAGCUGAGUGAGUCUGUGACUCAUUAGACUGGACUGUGUGCAGGUGCAUGUAUGUGAGGCUUCGGUCGUUAAGCGUUCACCAUCCCAUCUCCAUCACUCACCUGUAUGUUUAUUUAGGAACUUGUUUUAUUUUCGUCCUCGUUUGUAAUUGUAUAUAUUUAACAUUUUAAAACAUUUUAAUAUUUUUGCACCUAUAUCCUUGGUCUCUCCUGGCAGAUAUGGUCUGUCAGCGCCAUGCUCUGAAGCCAGGUGGAGUUAAAUUAAUGUACACUUGGCCAGCCUGUAGCCACACAGGUGUACAUUUGAGGUAAAGGGCUAUAGGUUAAAAUGGAAACCACCAGGCAUUGUUUCUUGCCACUGGCUUGGGAGUUCGGCAUCUUUUUGUGCAUAGCAUUGUAACGAAUGUAUCUGAGGACUCGUCCACUGGAUGGAAAUGUAGAAGGAGUUUAGUGUUUAACUGAAUGCUGUUAGUGGAAAUAUGCAGAGGCUGUUUCAUAUCAGAACUCCUAGAAAUAUUUGCGGUCAACACGCUCCAAAUUUGGCAUAAAAGCUUUUAAAUUACAAUGGUAUUCAUUUAGUUAUGGCGUCAAUAACAGGAAUGCCUUUUUGUGUUAUGCAUACAGUGCAGACAUGAUUGGUUGUUCAUGCUUCAAAUCAUAAAUUGUUGAAUCCUUUGAACACUUGUGUGCUCAAAAUGCGUUUUCCCCCCACAUUCAAGAAGUCUGUAACAUAGUUUGUGCUGAGCUUGAACUCCAGUUUCCAAGCACCUGUGAAAUUGCACAAGGUGUGUCCUGUUGUUUGUGUUUUUGUGUUCGUUUUUUGUUGAUAUCUUUUUUUGUCAAUUACUUGUGUUUUAAGUGUGUGGGUUUGUGUUCUGAAGCACAUGCAAAAUGUCAUAUUUUGGCAAGCGUCAAAGUGUGUAAAUACUGCUACUGGGCAAUAGAUUAAAAUAUUAGCAUAUACAGAGUUUUAUGUUUUAAAUCGGACUAUGUGUAUAACAGGGUGGGUUGUAUUUUGGGUGCUUGCCACAUUGCCAAAGUGUGCAUGUAUUGAAACAGAACUGUACUGUUGUUGCGGAGUUUUCAAAAGUGACACAUCAGUACUAAUAUUGGUAAAGUACUGUUAUAUAUGCAUAACUGUUUGUCAUCUAUAUUUCAAGCCUUAUCAGUUCCUGCUUUUAUAUGUAUGCCUUCGCCUGAUCUGUUUCUGCCUCGUAUUGUGCUUAACAAAUCAAAGAAUUAUACAGAAUUAUAGAUAUUUAUAUUGCACCAUUGUUCAUAACAUGUAACUUGCUCAUAAAUGAAUCAAACUGUAAGCAAACAUUAA